AGCUGUAGGCGCAACUCCCACCCUUCCAGAACUCUCCCACUCCAAUCCCCUCCACAUCCGAGCCCCAUUCUCUCAUCGCAUCGCAGAGAGAGAGAGAGAGAGGCGUGCGCGCCGACCGAGCUCGCGAGGGUCCGGGAAGAUGGCGGGGAACGACUGGAUUAACAGCUACCUGGAGGCCAUCCUCGACGCGGGCGGCGCAGCGGAGGAAAUCGUCGCCGCCGCGGCGGGCACCGGCGGGGCCGAGGGGGCGGCAAGGGAGAAGCGGGAUAAGUCGUCGCUGAUGCUCCGGGAGCGCGGCCGCUUCAGCCCCGCGCGCUACUUCGUCGAGGAGGUCAUCUCCGGCUUCGACGAGACCGACCUCUACAAGACCUGGGUCAGAACGGCGGCGAUGAGGAGCCCGCAGGAGCGGAACACGCGGCUGGAGAAUAUGUCGUGGAGGAUCUGGAACCUCGCCAGGAAGAAGAAGCAGAUUGAAGGAGAGGAAGCCUCUCGUUUAUCUAAACGACAUCUUGAACGUGAGAAGGCUCAUCAAUAUGCUGCUGCUGAUCUGUCUGAAGACCUAUCCGAGGGAGAAAAAGGAGAAAACAUUAAUGAGCCAUCUAUUCAUGAUGAGAGCACGAGAGCGCGCAUGCCAAGGAUCGGUUCAACUGAUGCUAUUGAGGCAUGGACAAGCCAGCACAAAGAUAAAAAAUUGUACAUAGUACUGAUAAGCAUUCAUGGUCUUAUACGCGGGGAGAAUAUGGAGCUUGGACGUGAUUCAGAUACGGGUGGUCAGGUCAAGUAUGUUGUAGAGCUUGCUAGGGCUUUAGGUUCAACACCAGGAGUAUACAGAGUGGAUCUACUGACAAGGCAGAUUUCUGCACCUGAUGUUGAUUGGAGUUAUGGGGAACCUACUGAGAUGCUGAGUCCAAGAAUUUCUGAGAAUUUAGGGAAUGAGAUGGGUGAAAGCAGUGGUGCCUAUAUUGUCCGGAUACCAUUUGGACCAAGAGAUAAAUAUAUCCCUAAGGAGCAUCUCUGGCCCCACAUCCAGGAAUUUGUUGAUGGCGCACUUGUCCAUAUCAUGCAGAUGUCCAAGGUUCUUGGUGAACAAGUUGGUAGUGGGCAGCCAGUAUGGCCUGUUGUUAUACACGGACACUAUGCUGAUGCGGGUGAUUCUGCUGCUUUACUGUCUGGGGCACUCAACGUACCCAUGGUAUUCACAGGUCAUUCUCUAGGCCAAGACAAGUUGGAGCAGCUUUUGAAGCAAGGGCGUCAAACCAGGGAUGAAAUAAAUCGAACUUACAAGAUAAUGCGUCGAAUUGAGGCUGAGGAACUUUGUCUUGAUGCAUCUGAAAUCAUAAUUACUAGCACCAGGCAAGAAAUAGAACAACAAUGGGGAUUAUAUGAUGGUUUUGAUCUAACUAUGGCUCGGAAACUUAGAGUAAGAAUAAAACGUGGUGUGAGCUGCUAUGGUCGUUACAUGCCUCGUAUGAUUGCAAUCCCUCCUGGCAUGGAGUUUAGCCAUAUAGCGCCUCAUGAUGUGGACCUGGAUGGUGAAGAAGGAAGUGAAGAUAGUUCAGGUUUACCAGAUCCACCUAUUUGGGCUGACAUAAUGCGCUUCUUCUCAAACCCCCAUAAGCCCAUGAUUCUCGCUCUUGCUCGUCCAGAUCCCAAGAAAAAUAUCACUACACUGGUCAAGGCAUUUGGUGAACAUCAUGAAUUGAGAAAUUUAGCAAACCUUACACUGAUUAUGGGUAAUCGUGAUGUUAUUGAUCAAAUGUCAAGCACAAAUGCAGCUGUUUUGACUUCAGUACUCAAGUUAAUUGACAAAUAUGAUCUAUAUGGCCAAGUGGCAUACCCCAAACACCAUAAGCAGUCUGAAGUUCCUGAUAUUUAUCGUUUAGCGGCGAGAACAAAGGGGGUGUUUAUCAAUUGUGCUUUCAUUGAACCAUUUGGACUCACCUUGAUUGAGGCUGCUGCAUAUGGUCUACCAAUGGUUGCUACCAGAAAUGGUGGGCCUGUUGACAUACAUCGGGUUCUUGAUAAUGGCAUACUUGUUGAUCCCCACAAUCAAAAUGAAAUAGCUGAGGCGCUUUAUAAGCUCGUGUCAGAUAAGCAUUUGUGGGCACAAUGCCGCCAGAAUGGUCUGAAAAAUAUUCAUCAAUUUUCAUGGCCUGAACAUUGCAAGAACUAUUUGUCACGGGUUGGUACUCUCAAGCCUAGACAUCCCCGAUGGCAAAAGAGUAAUGAUGCAACUGAAUUUUCUGAAGCAGAUUCACCUGAAGAUUCUCUGAGGGAUAUUCAUGACAUAUCUCUUAACUUAAAGAUUUCUUUGGACAGUGAAAAGUCGGCCAGCAAGGAAGGGAAUUCGACUACUGUGAGAAGACAUAUUGAGGAUGCAGUACAAAAAUUGUCAAGAGGUGUUAGUGCCAGCAGAAAUGUUGGGUCAGGUGAGAAUGCUGAAGCUACCACAGGCUCCAAUAAAUGGCCUUCAUUGCGAUGGAGGAAACACAUCAUUGUGAUUGCUGUAGACUCUGCACAAAAUUCAGACUUUGUUCGGAUUAUUAAAAAUAUUUUUGAGGCAUCAAGCAAUGAGAGAUUGACUGGUGCUGUUGGUUUUGUAUUGUCAACAUCUCGAGCAAUAUCAGAGAUACAUGCUUUGCUAAUAUCUGAGGGCAUAGAAACUAGUGAUUUUGAUGCCUUCAUAUGCAACAGUGGCAGUGAUGUUUGUUAUCCAUCUUCAAGUUCUGAAGACAUGCUUAGCCCUGUGGAGCUCCCAUUCAUGACCGAUCUUGAUUAUCAAUCCCAAAUCGAAUAUCGCUGGGGAGGAGAAGGUUUAAGGAAGACACUAAUUCGUUGGGCAACUGAAAAAAACAAUGAAAGUGGACAAAAAAUAGUUGUUGAAGAUGAAGAAUGUUCAUCGACUUAUUGCAUUUCAUUUAAAGUGAAGAAUACUGAGGCUGUACCUCCUGUGAAAGAGCUUAGGAGGACAAUGAGAAUUCAAGCACUGCGCUGUCAUGUUCUGUACAGCCAUGAUGGUAGCAAGUUGAAUGUUAUUCCUGUUUUAGCUUCGCGCUCACAGGCUUUAAGGUAUUUGUAUAUAAGAUGGGGGGUAGCGCUGUCAAACAUGACGGUGAUUGUUGGUGAAAGUGGGGACACAGAUUAUGAAGGACUACUUGGAGGCGUGCACAAUAUUAUUAUACUAAAAGGCUCGUUCAAUGCUGCUCCAAACCAAGUUCAUGCUGCCAGAAGCUAUUCGUUACAAGAUGUCAUAUCCUUCGAGAAACCAGGAAUUGCUUCAGUCGAGGGAUAUGGUUCAGAUAACCUAAAAUCAACUCUACAGAAAUUUGGUAUAUUGAAAGACUAAAAUUUUGAGCUUGUCUGUCAGCAGAGGAAUCAAAUUAGGGUGGAGAGAAGAGGAGCGGCAGGGCUCCCCCUCUGCUGUUCUACAGCGUCACACCGCAAAUAAUGGGGUUGCUUUGUAUGGCCCUUAUUGUACAUCAGAAGAAUGGUGACAAACUUGGCCCAAUUUCUUCAUAGCAGAACUCAUGUUGUCAUGCUAUUUUGUAACUACGUUGUAAUAAGGCUGAUGUUUACAAACAAGAGCCACGUGCCUAAUAUCAUUUGAAGCUUAAGGAAAAUCGUUAUUUUGCUGAAGCAAGAA
Messenger RNA from Phragmites australis (common reed), 3643 nucleotides. RefSeq names its product probable sucrose-phosphate synthase 4. Gene Ontology annotation, molecular function: sucrose-phosphate synthase activity; sucrose synthase activity. Gene Ontology annotation, biological process: sucrose metabolic process. Lineage: Eukaryota; Viridiplantae; Streptophyta; Magnoliopsida; Poales; Poaceae. The record is from RefSeq and is a predicted model, not a curated record. The transcript has 14 exons. Bases 140 to 3346 code for a protein of 1068 amino acids.